Molecule: messenger RNA, 5749 nt
Organism: Caenorhabditis auriculariae
Lineage: Eukaryota; Metazoa; Nematoda; Chromadorea; Rhabditida; Rhabditidae
Source: the annotation of a GenBank genome assembly
AUGCGAAUCCUGCUACUUUUCCUCGUCACUUUUCAUUUCGCGUCCGCGGUGGGUCUUAUUCAUGGAGACUGACUACUUAUAUUUUGCUUUUUGUAAGAAAAUUUCGAGAUUCUUCAACUACCUAAUGAAUUUGAAACUUGCGAAAUUAAUGGUCAACUCAAAAUCGCACGAAAUUCCGUAUUUUUUCUAGUAAUAUUGAGCCAAGCAUACUUUUUUUAUGACUUAUUAGAAGUUUGUCUCAAAUAUUCACUAGGGAACGUUUUUUUAGGCUCCGGUUGAAAAUUUGAUGUUACUUUGCUCAUGUGUACUUCAACGUAUCUUGAUUACAGAACAAGAAAAAAAUAUUUUCACAAAAGGUCUGGUUUUCUUGUUAAGACACUUCCAAAGCUUGAAAUUAUGCAAUUUCGUUAUAAUUUCGGUAUUUUGCAAUUUUUAAAGCUCUAUGAAUCGAAAACAAAGUCAGUGAUUUUUUACAAUAUUCACGAUAAGAGAAGCAAUUCACAAAAGUUAUUUUUAUUACUCUGCUCUGAGUCCUGAAAGUCUCAAUUCAAAGGGAAAUAAACUGAACUGAUCCAAUUUUCAGCAAUUCUUCAGCACCAUCCUAAACCAUGCCAAGAACCAAUCUUCUUGGUUCAACGGAGCUAGCGAUUCGGCCAAGAACUCGAGUCUGAACGGCCUCUGGAACAACUUCACCCAAGGAGUUUCCUCGGAGAACGCCUCCAUCUUUCCUGCCGUCUUCAUCGACAUUUCCGGCCCUGGAAACAACAAAUCCGACUCGGGCAACUUCUGGAACAGUUUCAUCCCCAAAAACGGAUCCGAUUUGAAUGGAAUGUGGAACAAUUUCACACAAGGAUUCGCUAACAAGAACGGAUCCGACUUCUUCGGAAUGUUCACUAAGAAUGGAACUGACUUAUCAGGAGCGUGGAACAACUUCACCCAGGGUUUCGCUAACAAGAAUGGCUCCGACUUUUUCGGACCGUUCCCCAACGGAACGGUUAUCACUGGCUUGUGGAACAACUUCACUAAAGGCAAGGACGGCUCCGACUUCAUGGCAACGUUCCCGAAUGGAACUGUCAUAACCGGCAUGUGGAACAACUUCACCCAAGGCUUUGGUCCUCAAAAUGUCUCUGACUUUUUCAGCAGGUUCGGAAACAACACCUUCUGGUAAGAGUUAUUAACAAUCGUGUCCAACUACCAAUAAUUUCAAGGCAGGACAAGGGUCCGAGGUCCAGCGUGGAUUCUUUCGUUCCAUUCUUGGCGAACGCCUCCACUGAAGCAAAGGUGGCCUUCUACGCCUUGGCCCCUCAGGCCGCCAAUCUGACCAUCCAGGACUUCCAAGACAAAAUCGGAGAGUGGGCUGCCAAGUUCAACUUGACGGUGAGAAAAGCUUUUUGUUGGCAGUCUCGAAUUUCGGGAUUUAGGAAGACGUUGACAAGUUCAACAAGAACGCGGAGGACACCUUGAUCGCGGCGGAGAACAACGCCAGCAAGUGAGUUUGGGUCAAAAAGUAGAACUUUUCGAACUGACAUCGCAAGAGUUGAACGGACUAUAGUCUGUGUGCCACGACUUGAAAUUUCACGGAACGACACUCCGCUGUGCCGCUGCGUGCGUUCGCGAAGCGUCUUUCGAAUCUUGGUCACGCUUUAAAUUCAUUGUUAUUGCUGUGGGAGAAAAUUAAAGUAAAGUACCUUAGUAAAAGAAAAAAAAAAAUUAAAAGCGCAACCAAGGUUCGCAAAUGCGCGCAGCGGCACAGCGGAAUGUCGUUUGGUGAAAUUUCAAGUCGUGGCACUCAGACUAUACAACAAAUUCACGAGUUUCAGGACGAUCAUUGCGAUGAGCGCAGUUCUCGACAACAUCAAGGCCAUCUCCAACAACAAGAACCAGACCUACUCAGAAAUGCACAAAGCCAUCACCAACUACAUCGACUCCUUGGAUCCCCUCACUAGAGAGGUUUCCAGUUUCAACUGAGACGGCUACAAGUUGAACUUGCAGAUGGCCGUCGCGUUGUUCCGCGCCUUGAUGCCGCCAGAGAUCCGCAACAACCCGAUGGUCAGGGCUCAUCGAGCUCAAGAGGUACGGUUAGGUCGGAAUGAUGUCAAUAAAAAAAAAAUACUUGCCUUUUUUUUUAAAUUCUUCCCCGUUUAGAAGUCUCUAUGAAGCGGUUUUUUAAAGAUACAACAAAAUUCACAAAAAACAGAGGCGAGAGUUCAAUGACUAUUUGAAGAAACACUAGAAAAAAAAGCCUUCUCUACUUCUCUGACGCCUCUCCAGAUCAUUUAUCUCUCGCCUCAGUGUUUCAGAUACUCAAUAGUUCCAUGGAAAAGGCUCGUACUAGAAAAAAAAAACAUUUUCAUUUUCCUUGAAACUUCAUUUGGAGUAACUUGAAGAAGUCUACUAUGACUGUAACUUCUGCAAGUGAGAGAGAAUAGAGCGCAGACCAGUCAGACUCAUCCAAGUCGAUAUGAAUCUAGUUUUCUUCGAAAAAAAAAUUAUAAGAACGCUUCGAAAAGUUUCCCAGCAUAAUCACGAACGACACAAUUGGAUCUACCCCUAACUUUUUCAACAUUUCCAGUGCUUCCAAAACUUGGCCGACCAAGGAAACGGAGGUCCGAGAUCCGUCGUCGAGGCUCCUCACGUUGCACAGUCUGACUAUGCUGGGGUCAACGACGGCGCCGACCAGAACAUCAACUUCACCAACAUGUUCAACAAGUUGGACCCCGGAAACAUGACCGACGAGCAGCGAGCCACGCUUGGAGCUCGCGCGACCAUGCUCGAAAAAAUGUACAACGUGAGUUCUUUUUUUAUUCAAAAUGAGUCAAAAUUAAACUUCUAAUGGAAAAAAGGUCAUUAAGGGACUGCAGGAGAGGGUGUGUUUUUAUUUCGAAACGAUACACGUCCAAAAUGAGGAUCUGAUUGAAAAAAGCGCAUCUUGACUGUUUUUUGAACAACGUGACUUUUUUACAAAACGAGUUCGACUUUGAUGAGAAAAAAUCCAUAAAACCAACGUGAUUUAUGUUUCAAAAUGAAAAAAAUCAAAACCAUGUUUUUGAUAGAAAUGACUGAUGGGCUAGGGUUAAUUUAAAAAAUGAAAUAAUUCCAGAGGCCUGGUCAAACUGAAGAGCAGCGAACGAUCAUGAGGAACGCCGUGAGCACCUUCUACAAGGUUUCCAGUCUCUUCUAAAUUCAUGUCCCAAAAAAUUGCGGCCGCAUUUGGAAUAACUGGAAGCGUCACUACUAGUCGUGUUAAGGCGGGCGCGUUUUGGCUUUCCAAGUUUUGCCAUAUUAUAAUAUAAGUGUAUCAAGUCUUCAAUACUUCGAUUAAAAUAUUCCAAGAAGUUCGAAAAUAAAUUCAGAGCUACCUGGACAACAUGAGCGAACGUCCCAUCAUUGGAACAACUGAGAUCGAUGGAGAAGCUUACUACGAUAUUGUAAGACUUUUCCUCCAGAAUCAGCUUUUUCGAAUAGUUUAAAACGAAAAAAGUUUAAUAAUUUUUGAUAUUCAGAAAGAUGCUGCCACUGGAAGCAUCAUUCAACAGCGCGUCGCUCACAGGGUUAGUUAUAAACUUCCGAAAAAAAAGAAAUUGCGAAUAAUUUUUGAAGCUUGAGGAAUUUUUAGAUGAUGAUGAAAUUCAAGACCCUCUAAACAGUAUAUGAUUUCAUUAGAUUUCAGAAAUGAAGAAAAAAGAAAAGAUUUCCGUUAGAAAAACAGUAAGAACGAAAAAUUUUAUAUCAAUUUUUCAAAAUUAUUUACCAAACAGGAAACCUUUCAAAGGUUUUUCCUAAUUUUUGGAAAAAAUAUCUCACAAAAUAAUAUUGUUUUAGACAUGAUAUUCGCAGCAAUAAGAAGUUUAAAAGAAGUAAAAAACUUGAACAAAAAAGACCAAAAAAUUCUAAAUUUUAAGUAAAUCCACCUGAAGUUUCAUUUAGGUCUUUUCCCUAGCGCAAAGCAGUCAGCCAAAAGUAAGAAAAAGUUUUGGUCGUAUUUUACAGCCUCGACCAGAAGCUGCCGAAAUCGUCGACGACGACUACAUCGUUCCCCUUCCAGAAGAGAAGAAGCCCGCGAGAAAUGUGAACAACCACAAGAAACCCGCCGGAGGACAGCACGGCAAUCACAAGGAUAACGACGUCCAAGGAGCCGGAUACAGUCACCAAGUGGUCAGCUUCCGUGCCGCCAAGCCUCAGCCCGACGAAGACGAUGAGGAUUAUGUUGUUCCAUUGGAGAAGAGCCAAAGAAUCAAGGUCCCGACCCACGCCAAUCACCAGACGCUGAAGAAUCCCGCGGAGAAGGAUGGAUUGUCGGGAAGCGUUCACCAAGUCGUGAGCUACCGCUCGAAGGCGCCGAAAGACGCCGACGACGAAGUGGUCCCUCUGCCAGUCCCGCACGACAGAAUGGCCCCUCAUCCGACCCACAAGAAGGCGAAUCCGGCAAAUCAUCCGGAGAAGCACGACAACGUCGCCGAGGUCUCCGUCCAGCAGCAGAUUCAAGUCGUCGACACAGCUACCGCAUAAGAUCUUGCAUUUGAGAAAGAAAUCGUUUUUUUAUGGCACUCGAAAUGAAUAAACUCUAAACUGUUCUGGACGGGUGGAUUGAUGAAGAUCGAGGGAACAUAGUAAGUUAUUCAUUGAGAGUAGAAGAUUUUGAAGGUUUUGGGUUUAAUAAGGUGCUCUGAUUAUUGAGAGGUCACAAAGUUAAUUGCCCAGAGGAGAUUUUCAAAAAUCAUAAAUUUUCGAAAAAGGACAGACUAACUAGGGCAUGGUCUCCGCUCGACAACGAGUUGAGAUUUGAGACUUUUUGGGUAGAUAGGCCUAGCUAAGAGUACUCGGCUCAAACAAAUAUUUGAAAAAAAUAAAGUUAUAAGCCGGCAAAAACGAUUUUCGCCAAAGGAUUCGAACAAUGGUCACAAUAUUGACAAGCUUCGGGAGACCACUACCACUACACCACGCCGCAAGUUGCUAGCCGAAGCUCCGAGCGCGGUUAUUUGCGCGCUGGAAAACUUUCGACGAGCUUUUCCUCGGUUGCCUGCGGGGUUUAGUAGAAAUUUAUUUUUCAAGUUUCAAUUUCAACUCGUUGGGAAGCGGAGAUCCUAGUAGAGUCUCUCGAAGAAAAAAAUAAGGCUUUGCUAUCCCGGCUUUCAGUUUGAAAGGACAAGGAACAUUAAAACUAUAUUUUCUUGAUGGUAGCCGAAAAACGAAGUUUGAGACUUCCCUGUCUCGUAUGAAUGAGAAACAACUUCCAUCUUCAAUUCAAAAAAAAAAUUACCUUGAGAAAGUAAGAAGGACAUGCACUAACUCUUUUUUUUAAAAUAAAAACUUGCCUCAACCUUUUUUUGUUCCAUUUUUACUUUUUAUUAAACAAAACUUUCCAAAGCCCACUUCUCUAUCGCAUCGACCAGAAACAGCCCUUUGAUUUGUCCAGAGUACUACUAAAUAGUUUGAUUUCUUGGUCUCACGUGUAGUGACACUCUGGCGCCACGCCAGAACCGAUAAAUCAAAGUCUCCAGGCGAGGAAUUGGAGCAAUGUUUUAUCAAUGAUGAAAUAACGAUAUGCCAUUUCGGAAUCGGCAAAACGUGAUUCAGCACAAAAGGAGGGGAUUUUAAUCGGCUUAUAGUCUUUUUUCCGACGUUAGACAAUGAAGUUUUUGGGUUCCAGACGUCUUGCAGCUUGUCUUAUUCGUCGCGUGCUCCGGGACGAAUUGUCCGUGUCGAGAACAAAGGGCUCAAAAUGGGUUCUAAGAUGACAGCCGCCUGA